Molecule: messenger RNA, 1902 nt
Organism: Entamoeba invadens IP1
Lineage: Eukaryota; Evosea; Mastigamoebida; Endamoebidae
Exons: 2
Coding region: 1-1902 (633 amino acids)
Source: RefSeq, a predicted model, not a curated record
AUGUUGUUUUUCUUCAAACUUAUUAAUAAACUGGCUUUACCAGAACAAAAAACUUCCCUUGUCAAGUUUUAUAAAAUCAAUUUCAACAUUGAGGUGAUUGGGUGCUUUGCAAGAGUGACAGCAACACACUUUGUGACUAACACAAACCCAACACCAAUUGACCUUUCAACCAGCUUUGAGUAUGACAACCAGAGUGCCAUAGUUGGGUAUUCAUACAAAGUGAACGACAAAGAGGUGGUCUCGUCGCUCAAAGAGAUUGAAGCUGCUAAGAAAGAAAUAGCAGACGCAAAGAGUUCUGGAUAUUCGACUUCAGACAUCCAGAAAACAGACGAUCGCACUCUCGUUCUUUCACUUGGCAAUUUGGACACAACCAAAACUGCUGAGUGUAAAAUAAUAUACGUCACACGCCUUUCCGUUGUCGACGACAAUUUAGUUCUUACAUCAACUGAAACUAAAAAAGAAGAAACUGAUGCUGAAGUUACGAUCGAGUACGUUGGCGAUAUUUCAUCACCCAAAAGCACUUUUACAAAGAAGUUGGGUGAGAUCACAUCGAUACAACUCGGUAAAAUUGGAAAUGGGAUUUACAUAACUGAGGAUGAAGACCUCGAGGAGAAGACUGGCUUUAUGUGUGGGAAAGGAAUUGAGUCUCUCAAGAGUGCUUUACAACUCUUUUUGAGACAACUUCCAACAGACAGCACAUUUGACAUCAUUUCAUUUGGGUCACAAUUUGACUCGCUGUUUUCUGGUCUCAAAAAAUACGACGAGACUUCUUUUGACUUUGCGUCGAAAGCUAUCGAGAAAUUUGAAAGCAACUAUGGCGGAACAAACAUCUUGGAACCACUAAAAAGUGCGAUGGAACAGAAAAGUCAAAUCAUUUUACUGACAGACGGACAGGUUAGGCAAAAUAAAAAGAUUGAGAUUCUCAAGUAUUUAGAAGACAACAGAGGAAAGGCGAUAGUCCAUUGCAUUGGACUUGGCAACGGCGUCGACUCAGACUUAAUCAGAGACAUUGGAAAUGUGGGUGGUGGCAUUUCUGUUGUAGUCAGAGACACCAAAAAUUUGCGAAGAGAACUUUCAAAAAUUACCAACAAGGUCUUGUUGCCUGCAAUCAAAAAUGGGAAAGUGACACUCACAAACGGCGUUUUUGAAGAAGGGAAGAGUGAAGAAGUUGUUGGGAUAUUUAAUAAAGAGACUUUUGCGUUCUUCGAUACAACAAGUGACUCAAAAGUUGAGGGGACGUUAACUGGAAAUGUUGGAGAGAAGAAAGUGACAUUGACGUCCACCGAAAAGGUACGAGUUAAAGACACCAUUUUGGGACAAUUUAAAGCGUUUGAGAAAUUGAAAGUGUUGGAGUCGAAAGAGGAGAAAGAGAAGUGUGUGAAAUUGUCACUAAAAUACAACGUCCUGUCUAAAUACACAACUUUUGUUGCAAUAGACAAGUCAACUAAAGUGGAGACAGACUCAGUAAAACAAGUUGAUAUCAGUCAAAUAGAACACAAUCAAUCCAAACCAACUAUUAUUAGAGGAGCUUAUGAGUUUGUACCGCCAACCCAAUCUUCCCGUUAUAAACCGGAAAGAGAAAGAGGCAAAAAAGACGUCGAUGAUACCGAUAAAAAUGAAUAUAAAUAUAAUCAGUUAAUCAACAAACAAAAAUUUGAUGGAAGAUUUGAAAAUGUUAUCUCUAUUUUUGAUGAAUUUGAACCAAUUCAAAAAAAAUUUGUGAAUGAAAAAGUGGACAUACAAUGCGUAACAACAGCAAUUGCAAUUGUGAUACUGAGAAAGUAUUAUGCUGAUAGAAAAGUCGAGUGGGCUUUGCUUGAGGAAAAAGCAAUGAAGUACCUUGCUCAAUUCGGAUAUGGCGAAGAGCUGGUCAAUAAAAUCAUUGAAGAAACCAAGUCGUGA